Mugil cephalus (flathead mullet) is the source of this 1981-nucleotide messenger RNA. RefSeq names its product hes related family bHLH transcription factor with YRPW motif like (gene heyl). The transcript is spliced from 5 exons. Gene Ontology annotation, cellular component: nucleus. NCBI's taxonomy places the organism in Eukaryota, Metazoa, Chordata, Actinopteri, Mugiliformes, Mugilidae. Gene Ontology annotation, molecular function: protein dimerization activity; RNA polymerase II cis-regulatory region sequence-specific DNA binding; DNA-binding transcription factor activity, RNA polymerase II-specific. The record is from RefSeq and is a predicted model, not a curated record. Bases 520 to 1530 code for a protein of 336 amino acids. Gene Ontology annotation, biological process: anterior/posterior pattern specification; Notch signaling pathway; regulation of transcription by RNA polymerase II.
GCCAAAGUGCUAUUUUGUCAUUGGGUGGCUGUGACAGAGAGAGCGAGCCAAGAGAGAAGUAACAGACAGAGAGAGAGCGAGAGUGACUACGAUUGGAUGCCAGUGACAGAGUAAAAGACUAAAGCGACUUGUGAGUUUCCUUAGUUGUCAUGGGCCCUUGGGGGUUGAUCAAGUGGCGCGGCUGACUCAGAGACGGACACAUGAAGGAACGAGCGAGCAAACACAAGUGACGAGAAGUAACUCAGGACAACAACGGGGCUUUUAUAAGUCGCAGCGCACGAGAAACAGAGAGCGAGGGGCGCGCAGGGUGAGUGCUUCUCAGGACCAGAGGGAGACGCUCCGCAGUGUGUUUGCCUUUGCGCCGCAGAGAGCAGGAUCACCCCAGAUCAAUCAGCCCAUCACCCAUCCACCCAUCCGUCCAUCCAUCAUCCCUCCUCCAUCAUCAUCACCAACAACACCACCAUCAUCAUCAUCAUCAUCAUCAUCAUCAGUCCAGCCAGAGAGGAAGGGGGCAGAGAAAUGAAGAGACCUCACGACUACAGCUCCCCGGACUCGGACACGGACGAGUUCAUUGACGUGGGACAAGAAGACAGCUACUGUCCAGUCACGGGGUCCAUGUCUCCAGGCAGCGCCUCACAGAUCCUGGCCCGAAAGAAGAGACGAGGAAUCAUAGAGAAGAGGCGCAGGGACCGGAUCAACCACAGCUUGUCAGAGCUCCGGAGGCUGGUGCCAAGCGCUUUUGAGAAACAGGGUUCUUCCAAGUUGGAGAAAGCAGAGAUUCUGCAGAUGACAGUGGACCAUCUCAAACUGCUGCAUGCCAUGGGAGGAAAAGGAUACUUUGAUGCGAGGGCUCUGGCAGUCGACUACAGGACCCUGGGGUUCAGGGAGUGUGUUGGAGAGGUGGUCCGAUACCUCAGCUCACUUGAGGGCGAGUCCCCGGACCCGAUCGGAGCUCGCCUCGUCUCCCACCUCUCCCACUGUGCGAGCGAGCUCGACCCCCUUCUCCUGCAGACGCCCCCGGCCUCCACCCUCCCCUUCCCUCCUUGGGCGUGGGCGUCCUUCCCUCAGAUCUCCCCCGCCUCGCCGGCCUCCUCUUCUCCUCCUUUCCCCAGCGGGCGAAGGGACCUGGCUCUGCUGGGGAGCUACCCGUCGCAUGCCUCCCUCCGCCUCGCACCUCUGGCCGGGUGCCAGCAGGGCGCGCCGCCGCUCCUCGCGCCGACGGCUUUGGCCGCCGUCCACAGGGUGCCUUCCCUGACAGCGUCCCCGGCCCUGGCCCCCUCCAGACCGACCCAGCCGUCCCCUCACAGCACCACCAGGGCCUCGCCUCUACCUCUCCCCUCCCAUUCCUCUUCCUCCCCUUCUACCUCCUCCUCCUCCUCCUCCUCCUCUUCUACUUCAUCAUCUUCUGCCCCUCUGCAAGUGUCUUUCAGGCCCUUUGCACCUCUGGGGUCUCCCACAGUCCAGCGAAGGGGCUUGAGCGGAUCGGCGAAGGCGGCCCAGGGAUGGGGGACUGAGAUCGGAGCUUUCUGAGGGGCGGCUCCAAUUUUUUAUUUUUUUUUGCUUUGCAAAAUGGACUCUGUGCAGUGGCCGUGGACCUCCCAUGUUCACCGUGUAGCAAACAUGAUGCCUUUGGGUAAAGAAGUAUUGAGCGCUGAUGAUUGUCUCUGCGUGUGAGGGAUUCUAAAAGCCAUAUCAGACGAUGGGUGAAGAUUCAGAUUAUCACAAUCAUAUAUAAUGGGAUGAUGAAGGAAUGUGAAGGAAUAUGUUUGAAUAAAUCCAUGUACAUGAUUUUGCUUGACAAACACACACAGAGAAGUGUCCAACAGAGCCACGUAUCAAGUAUUUGUACCGGUCACUGAACUGUGAUGCUUCUUCUUUUGUUUUCCCGACACAUUUAUACGCUUCCAUCUUUUCUGACGAAUGUUUGACGAAAAAAAAAAAAAAGAGAAAAAAAACCUCUAUAAAGUGCCUUUGACUUUCA